AACGCCGGAAAAAUAUUUGUCAAAAAAGCCUUUCAAAAAAUGUUCAAAAGUGACGUCACAACAAAUUGUUUUAGCAUGAGUGUUCAGUAUAAAGCGAUGUUAUAAAGUUACUUUAUAUUUAAAUAGUUUAAGAAAAUUGACAAGGACGUGACACUUUCACAAUCGAUUGAAGAAAUUCAGAUAUAAAAAUUGUUUUAUGCCUAAAAUAACUCGUAAUUAUAGUUUCUAGUUGAUUUCAAUUUUAUAAAUUGAUAUAUUCAUCAUAUUAGUCAGUAAAAAGUUUACUGGAUCUUUGAAAAUUUAAUGAAGCAAGGAUGGAAAAGUCAUCAAAACAUUCAGAUAGUCAUUCUAUAAGACAUCCAAAAAAGUCACAUUACAUGUCAGAUGUGUCUCGGAAGGAUUUUAAGUGCAACAUAUGUCUACAAGAGUUUUAUACUGAUAAUCAGCUAAAAGAUCAUCAGGAAGUCCAUAUAACGCCGUAUUGUCAUUUCUGUUCAAAAAUGUUCAAGUCAGCAAAGCUUUUACGUGUCCACCAUCAAACUUAUCAUGAAUCGUCGUCGCAUAAUUCAUCCAAAGAAACGAAAAACAGUUCAAAAAAUGAUAACAAUAUAUGUGAAGAUUUAUCGUUAAGUAAAAUUAAGGAAGAGCCAAUUGAAUUAGUAUCAGAGCCUGAAAUUGAAAAUUUAUUAAAUCAUGAUCCACACUCAUCAAGUACAACAAGUUCAGAUUUUUAUCCAGAGCCAUCGAGAACGCUCGGAAUAUGGAGGAAUUUCACUGAAACACCGCCAUUCCUUAAUUUAGAGCAUUCGAGUGUACCUUUGGGCAUUAAAAUUGAGCCAACAGAAAUUCCUGAAACUGAUCAAUUUGACUUUAUAAUAAAUGAGAUUUUAAAGAAGCCAUCCAACGAACAUAAUACACAUGCAUCACGACUCUCGCUUGUUGCUGAAGAAAUUUCUUUGCAACAGAACUUCUGGACACAAUCUGAUAAUCAGGAACAAAAUAUUUGGAUAUGCGAUAUUUGUAGUAAGCAAUUUACGACAAAACAAAUACUACAAAGGCACAGAAUCGCACAGCAUGACCAGAGUAAAGAUUUCAAAUGUGAUCAGUGUGAUACAUGGUUUAGUAGCUCUAAUAAUCAUGAACUUAUUAAGCAUGUAAAUGAAGUGCACAAUGGAUUUAAGAAAUUUAUUUGUGAUUUUCCGGGCUGCAACAAAGAGUUUUCAAGGAGAGAUGCAUUAAAGCGACAUAAACAGUGUCACGAAAAGGGUCGAAAUGCUGUGAUUCAACAUCCACCAAAAAUUGCUCAUCAUCCUUACUUUAAACCCAACAAUUUCAGUAGACACUGAUGAUUUUAUCCUAUUAUUUGAUAAUGAUAAUAAUAAUUAUAUUAAUUAAUUAAUAAUUAAAAAUGCUUGAAAAAGUUUAUGAAAAUCAAAAUUCUUAAAAAAUUAUAAAAUUGUUUUUUUUUUUUGAAAGAAAAUAAAGUAUCAGUAAAUUGAAAAUAAUACAAUGCCUAGCUAGCUCACUAUCUGGUGGGGCGUAUUUAAACAAUUUCUAUUAAUUCUAGUAUGAAUCUUUUAGUCUGUUGCUGAAAACCGUUCAGAACUGAAGUUUAAAUUUUUAAAUAAUAUGAAAUUGCUUUUAAUUUCUUUAUUUGUUCUGUGUUAUUUAAAGGGAUUAGAAUCACUUACAUGUGACAACACAGAUCAUGAGCCAAACAACGAGAAGCGACUCAAGAAUGAUUUAUUCUGCAAAUACGACAACUUUAUUCGUCCAGGAGAUAUCAGUAAUGCCACAUUAAUAAGUCUUCGGUUAAAUGUCAAGAACUUUGAUUAUGAUGAUGAGGAUAACGUUAUGUCAAUAACAUCUUGGAUGACAUUAUCAUGGACUGAUAAUAGAUUGAAUUGGAAUUCAGUUGAUUACGCAGGUAUUGGAUCGAUACAUAUGAAAUCUGAUUAUCUUUGGACACCAGAAUUGUCAUUGUAUAAUGCACACAUUCCAUCCUCAAUGGGAACUUGUCACGUGAUAGAUUGUAUAAUAUCAAAUUCGUCUAAAGUUUCAUGUGUUAUGCCAUGUGAGCAUAAGGCUCAUUGCAAGGAUGUUGGCAUCACCAAUUGGCCAUUCGAUGUACAAAAUUGUACAUUCACAUUUGGAUCAUGGAUGAAAGUUGGGGAGGAAUUAAAUUACAUUCCUGAUAAAGUUGUCUUAUUCACCAAAAGAUUAAAGGAUAAUAAUCAAUGGAACCUUGUCGAUUCAUCUGUAAGAUACAAUAAAGGAUUUUAUUCGUUUACGGACGAAACAUUUCCAUCAGUCACGUUUGCAUUCGUUUUGGAACGACAUAAUGGAUUUCAUCGAGUCUCAACAAUAUCAUCAGCUAUUAUCAUAAUGGUCUGCAAUUUGUUAGUUUUCUUCAUAAGUCCUGAGUCUAUCCUUCGAUUAUUUUUUUGUGGUGCAAAUGUGUUCGCAAAUUCCUUAUUCUUGGAGUUUCUUUUUUGGAUGGUGCCUUGGUGUGGAGAUAAGACCCCGAAAGUCUUGACAUUCUUUGAUGACCUUCAAAUUUAUGGGACACUCUUACUUAUGCAGACUAUAAUUCUAAAAACAAUUUUGACAUGCUCUGAAAAAUGCCCAAUUUGGAUGACUAAUUCUGUUUUAAAAAUCAACACGUUCCCAUUAUCUCAAUUAUUAGUGAAACAGUCAUCAUUAAAACUCCCCGAAAAUGCGACCGAAUUAGUUGAACAUGUUAAGCAACAAGCUUCUGACAAAUUGGUUUUACAAAAUUUUGUUAGACUUGUCGACCGAUUAUUCAUAUUAUUGACACUAAUUUUGUUUCCAUUCAUGUUCUUUUCUCUAUUCCCAAAAGGAUAUUUAUCUUAUGGAUACAAUCCAACUGAUAUUUUGACUCAAGCUGCUUAAAACCUUAUGAAUGUUAAUAUUUUGUUAAAAGAUUAGUAAAACUUUCAUAAAUAUUGUUAAAUUGAUUUAAACCAAACAUUGGAAAACCAUUCAACAGUUUAUAUUUGUUGGAUAUUAAAUUUCAAUAAACAUUUAAAAACCUUCC
Messenger RNA from Chironomus riparius, 3058 nucleotides. NCBI's taxonomy places the organism in Eukaryota, Metazoa, Arthropoda, Insecta, Diptera, Chironomidae. The record is from the annotation of a GenBank genome assembly.